Molecule: messenger RNA, 2244 nt
Organism: Coprinopsis cinerea okayama7#130
Lineage: Eukaryota; Fungi; Basidiomycota; Agaricomycetes; Agaricales; Psathyrellaceae
Exons: 1
Coding region: 1-2244 (747 amino acids)
Source: RefSeq, a predicted model, not a curated record
AUGGCCACUUCCUCUGCUGGCUUUCAACUUCGAACUCUCGUCGAGGAAGAAACGCCCUCCCACUACUUUGAUGACGAUUCCUCAGAUGAUGCGCCCAUGGUCGGCGGCUUCAAUACCAAGCCCACUGGCAGGGCUGGAAAGCCAUCCUCGACUUCUAGUGCGAGAAAUGCGAAGAAUAGGUCCGUCCUACUGCGGGGAACCAGUUUAAGGGUCAUUUCCGACCGGAAGGACUUGCCAUCAGGGCAAUCGUCGCCAUCCAACUGGGAUCCUCCACCAUCCGACGACUCCUUCACUGGUUUGGGUAAAGGAUCGCAUUUCAGCUCCCUUCCCAAACCUGAACCUCCUCCCAACUACUUCUCACGUCGUGAUGUCAGUGAUUUGGCUCCAGAUAUUGGGGACCCAGAGGCACCAGAACCAUCCGGCUCAUCAAACAGCUCAUCUCCAAUUAUCUCGUCUUCCAAAAGGUUGCCACCAUCUCCCAGCGAGGCCUCCCACGGCUCUCACCCACGACAUCCUUCCAACGCGGUGCCCGGUUCAUCCCUGCAAUCAUGGAGCUCCUUAAGAGCACGCGUCUCCACCCCGACCAGAAGCACCAUCCCUGGUUCCUUCAUCUCUGAUUCGGAAGGCUCAGAUUAUUGUCAUAUCAAUGAUCCUGAUCCACCGAAGACAAAAUAUUCGGAUAACAUGACCAAGCGUCUCACAGAACUUGCUGCACAGCGUCGAAGAGAGAUCCAGGCUGCUCAGCAACGGAAGGCGUCUGGGAGUCGCGGGAGCACUCCUUCCAACAAUGACGAUAAGCGGAAACGCGCCCCAGAGCCAGACGCUGCGCUGAAGGAAGAAUAUGAACAUGCCUUGGACGCGCUCGAGUCGACCCAAGAAGAGCGGGAUCAACUUGUCGCAGAGAAAGCCCAACUCGAGCAGCAGGUCAGGCUCCUCAAACAGCAGAUAAAUGACUUCUCAGUCGUCGUGGAGGACCAUGAGAAGGAUAAAGUUCAUCUUAGGAGACAAGUGAAGCAACUCCGCCACGUCGUGCAGACACAAUACGAAGAACCCAUGGUGCUACACGACCAACUCGACCAGGCGCACUACAAACUUCGCAAGGCCGAGCGCCGCAACCGAUACGUCGACGAUACGGAUCGCUGGAAGGCCGACGCGAAGUACAGGAAGAAGCAGAAGGACGUCGGCGCUCUCGUCUUUGGAUUUUCCUAUGCUCCAGAUGAACACAAAGACGACAUCCUGAGGGAACGAAAAGGGGCGCAAGGCCUUGUCGCCAAAUCCGUCACCGAAGUCACUAGCAUGAUGAACCAGUUCAACCACGACAUCUUCCAAACCUCCGCCCACCUGUCCAAGUUCAUCACUAACAGAGGCAGUCGAUACGCCUCGGUGUCGACAGGUGUAAACGACCGCGCUAGAAAGGUGUUGGGAGUACGGGCCGUAGAGACUAUAUUGACGAACAUCCCCACCACGGCGAUGCUGAACCCUCUGCUCAUUCAAAUCGUCCUCCAGAUCUUUCUAGUAUUUUGGUGCAACUCUAUCAUCGAAGCCUGGUAUCCCAAGCAGGCCACCUUUGCGGAAUUUCUCGUUGACGUUUGUUCGAAGCUUAAAGUUGGAGGUAAGCUAUCCAACUACAUUGCCAUGGGCGCCUCCCCUUAUCCUUCCCUAUCAGAUAGCCACAACAUCUGCGGGGCCAAAACCACCAUCACUCAAAUUCACACCCGGGAUUCGGUUAAUAUGUUCAGCGAUUGGGCUCAAGAUAUAAUUGACGACCUCCACGAGAUUCUGUCCGUCUUUGGAUGGGCAAUCGCUGGCUACCAGGCUGAUGCACUCGGAAGACGUGGCCCUGAUGAGGCUCGCAACUCCCUUGUCAGCCUCGUCAAAGUCGCCUACGACCUCCGCACUGCCAUGGCUGAAAUCAGCACCUCGGGCGACGUCGACCUCGCCAUCAUCUCCUGCGACACGCCGUUCAAUUCUGCUGUAAUGGAAGACGAAUUCGAGGAUAAACGCAAGUCUGUCGUCAAGAAGAGAUCGGUAGAGCCCGAUGAUUCGGAUGACGAGCUUGAAUUUAUGGGAAAUAGAACGAAGGGCUUUGUCGAGCGUGUUGUGGGUACGACGGGGAUUGGGUUGCAGAAGGAGGUGAUGAAGCCCCAUAAUCUUCUUGGAGUGAUGAAGCGGGAUAUCGAGAUGGUGCUGAAGCCCCGAGUUGUACUCGAGCAAAGUCUACUCGAGGCUCUGGAUACAGUCUGA